AGCUUAGGUUCAAUUUUUUUUUUUUUGGUGGAAUAAUUCAUUAGUUGUUUUGUUGACUAGACAUUUUUAUUGCUGGAGCCUGGAGAUAGUUGUCUUUAAUUAAACCAGAUAGCAGAUUGGCAAAAGGCACAACCAUUCUGCAAUUUUUACUUCACAUACAUCACUUGCUGUUAAUCAUUUUUCAUUGUGAUCCAGUUUCUAAUACAUACAAUGGCUGAAGCACUCAUCUUGAUGCUUCUAGAGAAAUUGGCUUCUGUAACUUUUCAACUCACAGAAAAAAAGAGCAGAAGCAAGUCAAGGAUGCAAGCGUGAGGAAUUGGUUGGAUAAGCUCAAGGAAGUGUCCUUUAAGAUGGAUGACGUGCUGGAUGAGUGGAACACUAAAAUUCUGAGACAGAGUUGAGAAUCAAGAAACAAACAAUGAAACUGCUCUUGUUACCAAGAAGAAGAAGAAGGUAUGGUUCUCUAUACCCUCUCAUUGCUUUUGUUUGGUCAAGUCAGUAGGGUAAUUCUUCGUCGUGAUAUUGCACUCAUCAUAAAAGAUCUGAAUGAUAAGCUAACUGUCAUUGCUAAUCAAAGGCAAGCAUAUAACUUGCAAUCCAUAGAAAGAAGCGCGGAACAACCUGAGCGAAACAAGAGUUCAUCUUUUGUUGAUAUAUCCAAAGUUUUUGGUCGUGACAAUGAAAAAGAUAUUUUGAUAAGCAGAUUGUUGAGUGAGAAUAGUCAAGAAGAGAGGGCGCUCCUUGUCAUCCCUAUCAUAGGCAUGGGAGGAGUUGGUAAGACAACUCUUACCCAACGAGUGUAUGAUGAUGAAAAUGUUAAAUCCCAUUUUGAGAUGAGAAUAUGGGUUUGUGUCUCAGACCCUUUUGAUGAGAUCAAGAUUGCCAAAGCCAUUACUGAUGGUAAUGGUGUUUCAAAUUCAGAUGAGUUAGAAGCUGUCUUGCAAUGCAUGUCUAAAUCCAUUGAGGGGAAAAAGUUUCUCCUUGUCCUAGAUGAUGUAUGGACCCAAAAUCAUACAAAGUGGGAACAAUUAGAGUUACCUUUAAUGCAGAAUUGUGGUCAAGGUAGUAGAAUAAUUGUGACCACAAGAAAAGAGGAGGUCGCUAUUAUAAUGGGAGCAACCCCUCACAUGAUGCACUUGAAGCAGUUGAGUAUGCAAAAUUGCUUGUCAUUGUUCAAUCACAUUGCGUUUCUUGAUAGGAAAGAGGAUGUGUCUACUGUCUUCCGAGCUAUUGGUGAGGGAAUUGUGAAAAAAUGUAAGGGUUUGCCACUUGCUUCAAAGACUUUGGCGAGUCUCAUGCGCUAUAAGAAGACGAUGAAAGAAUGGCAAGAUGUUUUGGACAGUAAGAUUUGGGAUAUAGAAGGGUUUGAACAACAAGUUUUUCAACCACUAUUUCUCAGUUAUCAUGAUUUGGCCCCUGCUGUCAGACGUUGUCUGUUAUACUGUGCUACAUUUCCAAAAGAUUAUGUGUUUGAUAAAAAUAUCUUGAUUGAGCUCUGGAUGUCACAAGACUAUCUUCAUUCAAGAGGGAACCAUGAAAAAGAAGUCAUUGGUCAGAUCUUUUUUGAUAACUUAGUAAUGCGCUCUUUCUUCCAAGAUCUUGUGGAUGAUGAAUUUGACAAGCUUACUAUGCGUUGCAAAAUGCAUGAUAUUGUUCAUGACUUUGUGCAGUCCCUCACUGAGAAAGAGUGUGUCAUUAUGGAGUUAUCUGGUGCUAGCAACAAAACAGAGCCACUAGUGAGUAAUAAGUUGCGCCAUUUCACCUUAAUGUCUGCACCUGAGUUCCCAUCUUCUAUGUCAUCUCAGAAUUACAAGAAUCUGCGUACUCUCACAACUUUUAAUUGCAAAAUUUCUGCCGUAGACUUGAAGUUAAUUUCAGAAUUGAGAUGUCUAAGAACAUUAAAUUUGAGUCACAAUGGCCUCCAAGAGCUUCCACAGAACAUUGGUGAUUUGAUACAUUUGAGGUAUCUUGACUUGUCUUUUAAUCGUUCUUUGAAGAAAUUACCCACCACUUUAGGUAAUUUAUUCAAUCUGCAAACCUUGCGCCUUCUGCGCUGCAGGGCACUUAAAGAACUCCCUAAGAGCAUGGGAAAGCUGAUUAGCCUCAGACAUCUUUACAUUCAGUUUUGUGAUCAGCUGAAGUACCUGCCAAAAGGGAUUUGCAGAUUAACAAGCUUGCAAACACUAGACAUGUGCCCUGUUUAUGGCAGUGAAGAUGAUGAAGCAUUCAAGUUGGGGGAUUUGGGAAGCUUGGACCAGCUUCAGGGUGCUCUCACCAUAAAAGUUUUGGGGGAUUGGAAGGAUGCAAAUGAGGCUGAGAAUGCCCGUAUGUGGAAUAAAAACAACUUUUUUAUUUGGGAGUUGAUGCUUGCAAUGAGGACAACAUGAGAAGAAAAAGCAAUGUGAAGAUUUUGAAUCUCUUACAACCACAUCAAGAUUUAAAUUCUAUAGAGAUUUCUGUGUAUGAUGGCACCACCUGGCCUAAAUGGAUGAUGUCUUUGUACAAUUUGAGAGUACUUAGUCUUGAUUCUUGUAUGUGUGAGUUUUUGCCUCCUCUUGGGAAAUUACCAUUCCUUGAGAAGCUGUCAGUGAGCUAUAUGAGAAGACUGAAAAGGGUUGGAGUUGAAUUUCUGGGGAUAGAAGAAGCUCAAACAUCAAGAAAAUCAUCCAAACGUACUGUUUUGUUCCCAAAAUUAAAACAACUUCUGUUUUGGCGAUUGUGGUGGUUGGAAGAGUGGAACGGUGGAAAGAAGAAGAUUCUGACAUUACAAUAAUGCCAUGCCUUUCUAGCUUAAGAAUUAUGGACUGCAAAAGCCUCAAAUUGCUGCCAGACUUCUUUUAAGAUCACAACUGCAGAGUCUUGAAAUCAUUGGAUGUUGGACUCUUGCCAAAUGUUGUGAAGAAAGCAGAGGAAGGGAGUGGCCCAAGAUUUCUCAUAUCCCAAACAUCAAAGUUGAAUAGUGGGGGAAUAUGUAAGUGGUGGCAAUAUCGGUCUUCUAUAAUCUUCCGCCAACACAUAUUCUUCUAGUGAAAGGAUUUACCUCCAGCUAGAGAAAAGAUUCAAUCUCAACCGACACACACUGUGCUGCAGGAUUGUCAAGUAUUGAUAGACAAUCAAGAAACUUGACUUUCCUUUUCCUAUCCUUUUCACCUGAUUGGUGAGGCUCGUACCGAGAAGAGACUGAGAAGAGUGAUGUAUCCAGCCUCGUUAGAAGACUUCACUUUCAAGUUUCCAAUAUAAAGUCAUCCGAAGACCAUACGAGGUCAUUGUUUUGAUUUGGUAUAUAUACACAAACAGACACAAACACUUCAGUUUCUGGUAAACUUCCUUGGAUAAAUGAUUGCAGGAAUCCAAAAUUCUUGAUCCAGACCUUCUGAAAACAUUGAUUUUAGUACAAUAGUAGAGGCAGUAGUUGCAUUAUUACCUGGAGAACGAUUUCCGGGGGUCAUUCUGCCUCUUGGCAUAGGUCAGUAAGAGUUGAGAAGUAGCUUAAUUAGGGUAGGCAAUACAAAUUUCCUCUCAUGCAGUACUGUCUACAGUAAUUGCAAGCCUUACAUUCUCAAACAAGCAUUAUUUGCUGAUGAACUUUAAUUACCAUUGAGUAAUGGAUAGGUUUGAUACCUAAAAGAGAUGCCCUUCAUGAUCCACAUAUUUCAUACUUGUUCUACAUGAUAUUAAAAAAAAUUAUUUGGCAAACAAUGAUUCACCAAUAACCAAUGUAAUGAUUUCAUCAACCUGUCAACAGGCUGAUGCAUGACCGUGAUCCUAUAUUAAAUUAUAUACCCAAGAUGAGAAGGUCAUCGCAAAAUCUAUUAUACAAGGCAAAGAAUACAAGAAGUAGAGUUAUUUCAAAGGGUAUAUCAGCUGGGAAUUCAAGGAACUGUUAUCGGGGGCUUGUUCAGGUUUUUUCACAGGCAGAGAAUGCUCGAAAUUCCUCCCAAUGUGAUUCAAUGCUUAUUGGAGAUAAUGCAGCUUCCAACACCUACCCAUACAUUGAGAUAAUUGUCUUUGAUCUUGUCUCUUUUAUUUAUGGCAUUAAUUUUGAUCUUGUCUCUUUUAUUUAUAACGGUCAAGAAUCCCACAGCUCGCACUGAACACGAAGCCAGUACCUCCAAAAUUGGUGAAGACCAGCUAUUUUACUUUCAGCAAAGGGGAAUAGACUAUGAGAAAGCCAUGGCUGCCAUGAUAUCUGGUUUUUGCCAGGCAGUAUUCAAUGAGCUUCCUGAUGAGUUUGGGUCUGAGGUGAAUCAACUGAUUGGCUUGAAGCUUGAAGGAACAGUGGGGUAGAUAAUUGUAACAGGACAUAUAAGGUGAAUCAACUGAUUGGCUUGAAGCUCGAAGGAACAGUGGGGUAGAUAAUUGUAACAGGAUGAGUCGAGGAAAUCCAAUCUUUUUGUCAACGGGUGUUAAAUCCGAGCAGUCUGCAAGAGACCUUGUACGUUAUAAGAUGGCUAAAAUAUGCAUAAGCAUGUACGUAAAUAUUUGAUGUAAAUGUGUAUGAUCUGUUGCCAGAUUGCCCACAAUAACUGAGAUAGAAGCACUAAUAACGUGCACAAAACUUGUGGCAUUAAUGUGCUGGUUAUGAAUUACUUUUUAAGCUCAAGAAUGUGUAUUAAGUUGACCAUUUUACAGUUCUGUGUUGUUAUUACUUUUAGAUUGGUAUAGAAAAGCAGAGUACUUCAGGUUCUUUGGAUCAGUCUGGAGUCCGGAAUGGACAGAACUACAGUUUUGGUG
This is a messenger RNA of Rosa chinensis, 4734 nucleotides long. Its product is annotated as putative disease resistance protein RGA3. Lineage: Eukaryota; Viridiplantae; Streptophyta; Magnoliopsida; Rosales; Rosaceae. The record is from RefSeq and is a predicted model, not a curated record. The transcript is spliced from 8 exons. Gene Ontology annotation, biological process: defense response to other organism. The coding region runs from base 456 to 2387 and encodes 643 amino acids. Gene Ontology annotation, molecular function: protein binding; ADP binding.